AUGGCGGCGACUGGGAAUCCUUCCGAUGGUCAUGGAAACAAUUUUGAUAAUUACAAGACUCAUGAACAACUGGAUGCAAUCUGCGCCACCAGUAAUGGCCCACCGGUUCCUGAUAACUCCUUGGAGGGUCCUUCUCAGGUUGCCCUCAGUUAUAACUCUGACCUCUCCGUCAAAUGGUCUAGCGACGAACAAUACAUCCUUGAAGAUUUGCUCUCCAAAUACACCUCAGAUACUAUCAUAGUUCAAUAUGCUAAAAUUGCUCAGCAGUUAAAUGAUAAGACAGUUCGUGAUGUGGCAUUGCGCUGCAAAUGGAUGACUAAGAAGGAAUAUGGAAAGCGAAGGAAAGAUGAUCAAAAUUCAUUGAGGAAAAAUAAAGACAAAAAGGAAAAAGCUAAUGCUUUUUUGCCAAGAUCUUCUCAAGUUGCAACCCAUGCUCAGCCAGUGCUGUCAAACGACAAUGAUGAUGGAAUCUCAUACAAAGACAUUAGUGGAGCAACUGGACAGCUUCUUGAACAAAAUGCUCAAGCCUUCGAUCAAAUUUCUGCAAACUUUGCUGCUCUCAAGAUACAUGAGAACAUCAACCUCUUCUGCCGAACUCGAAACAAUAUUCUAACUAUGUUAAAUGAGAUUGAGGCAAAGAAGGCAGCAGUCCCAAAGCAGAUGCCACCAUUUCCUGUGAAACUGAAUGAAGAGCUUGCUAAUUCCAUUCUUCAUCAAACAUCUAUGCGGAUGCCGAUGCCAAAUCAAUCUUGA
Messenger RNA from Fraxinus pennsylvanica, 753 nucleotides. Lineage: Eukaryota; Viridiplantae; Streptophyta; Magnoliopsida; Lamiales; Oleaceae. The record is from the annotation of a GenBank genome assembly.